Grammomys surdaster is the source of this 2428-nucleotide messenger RNA. It is a transcript of the gene Slc7a3, whose product is annotated as solute carrier family 7 member 3. NCBI's taxonomy places the organism in Eukaryota, Metazoa, Chordata, Mammalia, Rodentia, Muridae. Gene Ontology annotation, biological process: amino acid transport; transmembrane transport. The transcript has 13 exons. Gene Ontology annotation, molecular function: amino acid transmembrane transporter activity. The coding region runs from base 326 to 2185 and encodes 619 amino acids. The record is from RefSeq and is a predicted model, not a curated record. Gene Ontology annotation, cellular component: plasma membrane.
GAAUAUAAGGGGCGCUUGGCUUGCAAGGACCCUGAGAUGCGGCGUUGAAACCUGAGCAGCUUAAGUCUGCAGACCCAACCCAACUCGACUGAAGUCAGCCUCACUGAACCGGAUCUGAGAAUCUUCGCCCUCUGGGCUUGCCACCGCUCUCUGAUACCAAAGCCCCGCCUCAUCGCUGGUGCUCACAGGUCAGCUUAGCCUAGCGGACCGAGGAGGUGGGGGAACCUUUGCCUUCUCCCGAGGGCAAAGACUCAGGUGGAUCGCUGUGGGCUUGGAAAAGAGGGAUAAGAUUGAGAACCUAGCAUCCUCUUCAAUUCCAACUAGAAUGCUGUGGCAGGCGCUUCGAAGGUUUGGUCAAAAGCUGGUGCGGAGACGUGUGUUGGAGCUGGGUAUGGGUGAGACCCGCCUUGCCAGAUGCCUGAGCACCCUAGACUUAGUGGCCCUGGGUGUGGGCAGCACAUUAGGUGCAGGUGUGUAUGUCUUGGCUGGUGAGGUGGCCAAAGAUAAAGCAGGACCAUCCAUUGUGAUCUGCUUUCUUGUGGCUGCUCUGUCCUCUGUGUUGGCUGGAUUGUGUUAUGCUGAGUUUGGUGCCCGGGUUCCCGGCUCUGGUUCUGCAUAUCUCUACAGUUAUGUCACCGUAGGUGAACUCUGGGCCUUCACCACCGGCUGGAAUCUCAUUCUCUCCUACGUCAUUGGUACAGCCAGUGUGGCACGGGCUUGGAGCUCUGCUUUUGACAACCUGAUUGGAAACCACAUCUCUCGGACUCUGAAGGGGACCGUCUUACUGAAUAUGCCUCACGUUCUUGCAGAAUAUCCAGAUUUCUUUGCCUUGGCCCUUGUGUUGCUGCUCACUGGAUUGCUGGUUUUGGGGGCGAGUGAAUCAGCCCUGGUUACCAAAGUGUUCACAGGGAUGAACCUAUUGGUUCUCGGCUUUGUCAUCAUCUCUGGCUUCAUUAAGGGAGAACUGAGAAACUGGAAGCUCACGAAAGAGGACUAUUGCUUGACCAUGAGUGAAUCCAAUGGCACUUGUAGCUUGGACUCUAUGGGAUCUGGAGGUUUCAUGCCUUUUGGCUUGGAAGGGAUUCUCCGUGGCGCUGCUACCUGUUUCUAUGCCUUCGUUGGUUUUGACUGUAUUGCAACCACUGGGGAAGAGGCUCGGAAUCCCCAGCGAUCCAUCCCCAUGGGUAUUGUGAUCUCACUGUCCAUCUGCUUUUUGGCUUAUUUUGGUGUGUCUUCAUCACUUACCCUGAUGAUGCCUUACUACAAGCUUCAGCCUGACAGCCCUCUGCCUGAAGCAUUUUCUUAUGUUGGCUGGGAGCCUGCCCGCUACUUGGUGGCUAUUGGCUCCCUCUGUGCACUUUCUACUAGCCUUUUGGGCUCUAUGUUUCCUAUGCCUCGGGUGAUCUAUUCAAUGGCAGAAGAUGGCCUCCUGUUCCGUGUCCUUGCUAGGGUCCACAAUGGCACACAUACACCCAUUGUGGCCACCAUGGUAUCUGGUGUUAUUGCAGCGUUCAUGGCGUUCCUCUUUGAACUCACUGAUCUCGUGGACCUCAUGUCAAUUGGGACUCUGCUUGCUUACUCCUUGGUGUCCAUUUGUGUUCUUAUCCUCAGAUAUCAGCCUGACCAGGAAAUGAAGGAUGGUGAAGAGGAAGUGGAAUUGCAAGAGGAGGAGACACUUGAAGCAGAGAAGCUGACUGUCCAGGCUCUAUUUUGUCCUGUCAACUCCAUCCCAACACUUCUUUCUGGCCGAAUUGUCUAUGUUUGUUCCUCACUGCUUGCUGUACUACUAACUGUUCUUUGCCUGGUGCUGACCUGGUGGACAACUCCACUUCGUUCUGGAGACCCAGUGUGGGUCACAGUGGUUGUGCUGAUCCUGGGGCUCAUUCUUGGAAUUUCUGGGGUCAUCUGGAGACAGCCACAGAACCGCACUCCCCUUCACUUUAAGGUGCCUGUUGUUCCUCUACUCCCAUUGGUGAGCAUCUUUGUGAAUGUUUACCUGAUGAUGCAAAUGACAGCUGGCACUUGGGCUCGAUUUGGGAUCUGGAUGCUGAUUGGAUUUGCUAUCUACUUUGGCUAUGGGAUCCAACACAGUGUGGAAGAAGUUAAGAAUCAUCAAACUGUACCCAAAACAAGGGCCCAAACUAUAGACCUUGAUCUCACCACUUCCUGUGUUCACAGCAUUUGACCUAAUCCUACCCAAGUGUUGUCUAGUUCUCCUGCACAAUAAUGAAGAGUACUCUUGACCCCAUGGAGAGCUAGCUGGGCCUCUCAUGUGGUGUUGGUGACAGAUAUGAAACAGUGUUCUGUAUUUCUUGUGAAAUGAUGGCCAUGUCUUUGCUGUUUCUCAUUUGUUUUUAACUUGUCCACUUUGAAAUAGUCUCUGUAGUUGUUUCCUGGCUUUGAAAAAAUGUUAUUAAAAGAAAAUGGG